AUGCCUGCAACGCUUCUCGACCUCCUCUCGAACUCCCUAGUCCUGCACCAUACCGCACCCUACCUUCCCGUAGCAGCCACCCUCGCGCUUUCGCGCACGUCCAAGUCCUUCCGAGACCUUGUAUUACACACGCCCGAUGUCUUCAGAUACCUCGACCUGUCGACGGUCAAGUCGGCCGUCGUACCCUAUACGCCUAUCGAUAUCGGGGGAAACAACUGGCGCGCUGAACGCAUGGACGAGGCGCUCACCGAGGAUGAAUUCUACUCCGGACCCCUCCGCGGCAUCUUCUCCAAACUCGAGCGCAGGCAUCUCCUGAGGAACGUGCAGACGCUGGUCCUGGACGGUCUGAGCGUGCCGGCAGAUCUGGUGCGGGAGAUUAUCGCUGAGGAUCGCUACAGCGUUAGAGUGCUCUCUAUCCGUGACGUCAAGAAUCUGAACGAGAGAAAGCUUCGGCAAGCGCUGAACUACGCCGUGAGGCCGUCGAGACCCGAGGGGACACCAAGGCUCAAGGCACUGUAUGUUUUCGGCCCUCGAGACUCAACGCCUGCAGAGGGUCCCCCAAAGCCAACAAGGUCUCCACCGAGAAUUCCAACCCCCUCUGGAGUCACAACAUCGCAGGGUGCGCAGAUUGGCGCGGAGUGGAACGAGAAGUCCGCCCAAGCGCUCACCGCUGCCCUCGCGCGGACUACGGACAAGUGGUAUCAGCCGGCCGGCCGUAUCUUCUCCAAACGUCCCUCCUACGACUGGGCAGACACCCUGCAGGCUUGCGAAGGCAUCAUUUACUUUGAUGCCGUCCUCUGCCGCGGCCCACGCCACUCCGCUCCGGCCUCCUCUACCUCGCCAGCCUACGCCUAUCCGACUCAACCGCAGACCUAUCUUCGUCCCGCUGUCGCAAGCAUCGCCCUCGGAUCCGCUGGGUGCGCGACCUGCGGCUCCUGUCCCGAAACCCCCGCAGUCUUCGGCCAGUCGCCUCUAACUCAUCUACCGCUUCUAAGCCCACCACCCCUUCACGCCUCCACUAUCCGCGCGGCCCAACUGCCUGCAACCCUCGACGGUUCCCCGCCGCCUCGGCUGAUUGUCAGAUGCGAGGACUGCCUCCGUGGGCGAUGGUGCGAGCGCUGCAAUAAGUGGUGGGACGAGGACUGCUACCAGGGCCUACCAAACUCGACACGCACGGAACUGCAGCAGCAGGAGGCUAUUGAGAAUAUGAUGGCGCAGCUGGAUAGCAGCUACAAGCGCGAUGUCAAGGUACAUAUGGGUCUCUGUAUUGAAAAGUGCUAUGUCAGCGAGAUGAUGGCUGUUACCGACGGCAUGUGGGGUUGA
This is a messenger RNA of Coniosporium apollinis CBS 100218, 1323 nucleotides long. RefSeq lists its product as uncharacterized. The record is from RefSeq and is a predicted model, not a curated record. Bases 1 to 1323 code for a protein of 440 amino acids. The transcript has a single exon. NCBI's taxonomy places the organism in Eukaryota, Fungi, Ascomycota, Dothideomycetes.